AUGAGAGGUCGUCAAGUAUGUAAGUAAAUGCGCCGGUCCUCACUUUACUGUGCGCUCGCUUUGCGUGCUGACCAGUCACUUCUCCAUCGGCCCUUGAAGAAUGGACAUGUUUCCUUGCGGUCACAUCGGGUGACUGGCUCUAGAGGCCCGGGCCCGUCAAAAAGCAAGAAGACCGAUCAAAACCCUAACAGAAGCCAACAGACCAUCCACAAGAGGGACCUUGGCAACGGUCGAAACCAAGAGCAACUAGACGAGGAUCAGGGACAGGACGAAGAAGAAGUCGAGGAGUUGGAACGCUUUGAUAGGAAUUGA
Messenger RNA from Microbotryum saponariae, 312 nucleotides. The record is from the annotation of a GenBank genome assembly. Lineage: Eukaryota; Fungi; Basidiomycota; Microbotryomycetes; Microbotryales; Microbotryaceae.